AUGACAGCCACCAGUGACGAAGAUCAGAAGCUCCUCCAAGUGGUAGACUCCAGGCUCCUUAAAAUCAUCGACGAAACGGCUGAGGAGCGUGCGAAAAAGAUAGUCGAAAAAUGUCUUAAAGAUCGCGAUGCGCAGAUAAAGGAACAGAGAAAAAAGGACAUCAAGACGAUGACAAAGGAAUUCUGCACCACCACCACCGCCCAUGGCAUCAGUCGAGUGGCAGAUGCUGAUACAGUUAGAUCAAGGAUGAUUUGGACCGCCAUACUCAUCACCUGCAUCACCCUGUUCGUGUACCAGGCCGCCAUCUUGAUCAAAGCGUACUUUGAGUACCCGGUCAACGUCGACAUCAAGGUUGUGGACAACAACAAGCUCACCUUUCCGUCCGUUACUGUCUGCAACAACAACCGAUUACGCAGAUCCAUGCUGAGAGGCACCCGGCAUGGCGCUUUGCUGGAGCUGGAUGAGCGGACUAAAAAUAACGUGAAGAACUACUUGCAAUUGGGGGAAAAAGAAUACUGCUUGUGUGGCGAAAUCCAAAGCGGUUUCGUACCCGGACCAAGCGACCCUUCUUAUGGGCAGGGAGUAGCGGUCGUCUAUCUCUCCAACGAAAGCGCUGAUGCUUCGACGGAAUGCAAACGCCAAUCUAAACAACUGUGCACCUUGGCUCAGCUCCUGAGAGCACCUGAAGAUGGCACACGGUCAGAAUGGAGCUACUUCAGCCAAGAGGGGUGGGCAGCUAAGCUCUUCCAUCAGUGCAACGCGGACGAUACUUGUGACACGUGCUACAAUGACAAGAUUCUUCUGAGACGUGUAGAUGACAUCACCGCUAAAAUCAACGCCACGCUCUGCUGCAAACCUGACAGUUACGUCAAACUAACCAAUCAAACCUUCGAAACUCACAUCGAGGCUUUGGAGUCAAGCGCAUGCGCAACCUUAGUUGGCGAUGUGCGCGGCAAACCAUGCACCGCUAGUCAGCUGAUAACAGCUCACAAAGAUGGCAGGCGUUUUGACGGCUGGGGAUGGAUUCGGGCAGGGCAAGGCGUUCAGAUGAUGCUAAAAGAUAACUGUUCAAAUAACACCGCAUCAACAUGUUACCAUGAAGUACUACCAACGAAUGAGACACCUCAAAAAGCCGGUUUGUUUUGUUGCUCUCCUCAAAUGUGCGUGCAGUCCGAAUGCACGGCCAAAGUUCCCGGAUGCAGCAAUCCGCUUGGAAUGGAGAGCGGGAAAAUAUACGACCACCAAAUUACAGCGUCUUCAUCUGCCGUAGAUUACCCACCAGAGUACGGUCGAUUGAAUUUCAAGAACGGGUGGCAAUUUGAUCCCAACGAUGAUGAAAAUCCGCGCUUUGAGGUAGAUUUUGGCAGAACGGUCAUCCUGACAGGGUUAGUAAUACAAGGAAACGUUCAAACUUAUGGCAUACAGCACGGCCUGACGUCGACUGAUUGGUCAGACUAUGUAGAUGAGUAUGGUGAAGUCGUCCUUUUCUGCGGCCAUGUCAACGGCAAUGGCUACAACUUCCAGCAUCUGUCACACCCUGUCUUAACCCGUCACGUCGCCAUUCUGCCUCGUUCCAACGGACAGAACGAUGGGGGAAAUAAAAACAUGAGAGUUGAGUUUCUUGGAUGUGAAGAGACUGACUGCAUCUUUGGCAUCUUUCUUCAUCCCGUAUUACCGACAAUGAACAUGAUAGAUCCCAGUUCCAUCAGCUGCAGCAGCAAAGACUGUGUGACAAACGUCACCACAUAUCGCGGGACCGUUCGGUCUUCUGGUAACGCAAACUGCCAGGACUGGGCCUGCCCUAACCGGUACUUCGACUAUUGCCUGGAGGAAAACUUCUGCCGGUUUGCACCGAAUGGAGAUCGCACAAACCUAGUCUGUCCUUCUGCCUCUGGUUCCCAAGAAGCAAACCUGACUUCUGCUCCUUGUCAGUCAAUCGCAAAAUGCUCCAUCAGCGAGAAUGACGACGAACCAAUAUUCCCCACAAAGCACAGGUUUUACCAGCAAACUUACGCCGCCCAGUAUUGUGAAGAACGUGGGAAACAACUGUGUUCUCUAGAGCAACUGGUCUUGUUAAACACAUUCAAAGAUGUCAAGGCAACUGAAUGGGGCUGGAUCCGCGAUAAGGACAUGGAGGCCAUAUUUGAAGAAGACUGCACAAACUCAACUUCGGAAUUUUGUUUCAAAAACGUUUAUCGUUAUCGAGUUGCAAAUGAAGUACGAAAUGUAGCUUACUGCUGUGACGACUCCCUGUUUAGACUCACGGAGAAGACUUACCGUAACCACAGCAGUGCUGAGAAGGGCUGCCGUGACCAGGGAAUGCAACUUUGUCUACCUUCACAGCUACUCGCCAUCCAUGGUGCUUCCAUCAGGCGCGACAGUUACCCAGAGGACAUUGCGUGGAUCAACAUGGCCGACAAAGUUGCACUGCUUAACGAAACCUGCGGGUGCAAUGUUGGCGAAGGAUGCUUCGAUUAUAGAUUUCCUUUAUACGAAAUCAAUCGCCCUGAAGCGUACAAAGCGUUAUGUUGUGAGGAGAGUUUCUUAUUGAGUCAGGGCCAGUUUUCCAACCAGUUGGAGGCCUUUACAGUGUGCAACAAGACCGGCAAGCAGACCUGUUCGCGCCCGCAACUCAAUGACUUGUAUACCGACGGCGUGUAA
Messenger RNA from Branchiostoma floridae (Florida lancelet), 2661 nucleotides. RefSeq lists its product as uncharacterized. Gene Ontology annotation, molecular function: ligand-gated sodium channel activity. The transcript is spliced from 7 exons. Gene Ontology annotation, biological process: sodium ion transmembrane transport. The record is from RefSeq and is a predicted model, not a curated record. Bases 1 to 2661 code for a protein of 886 amino acids. NCBI's taxonomy places the organism in Eukaryota, Metazoa, Chordata, Leptocardii, Amphioxiformes, Branchiostomatidae. Gene Ontology annotation, cellular component: membrane.